AUGGUAAAGACACUUAAAGGUCGGAGUAAUUUGUUUACUAAGAUAGCCACCACCAAAAAUGGUAUUUAUGUUCCUGAACCCAUCACUGAGAUUCGAGCAGAAUCAGUAACUGACACCGACAUCACUCUCAGUUGGAACAGACCUCCAGGUGAAAUGGAUGGUUAUGAGAUCCAGUACCAAGAUCCCGUUGGACAUUUAAUCAUGAAUUAUAUUUUUCCAGUUCCUGAACCCAUCACUGAGAUUCGAGCAGAAUCUGUAACUGACACCGACAUCACUCUCAGUUGGAACAGACCUCCAGGUGAAAUGGAUGGUUAUGAGAUCCAGUACCAAGAUCCCGUUGGACAUUUAAUCAUGAAUGUCAGCUUCUCAGAAAGUAACACAUUUCGCGAUUUGAAACCCCACCACAACUAUACGUUUUUGGUAUCAGUUAUAAGUGGAUACGACACUGCAACCGUACGCCGAAGUAGACUCUUGUCUAAGACAGUACAGACACAUGAAUCAGUACCAGGACGAGUGCGUUUCUUUAGAGCGGUUGAAGUGAAACCCAACGAAGUAGUUUUGCAAUGGACUUUACCUACUACGGAACAAAAUGGUGUGCUCACUGGAUUCAAAGUUACGUACUUUGUUAAGGGUACUAGUAAACGUAGAUACGAAUAUUUUGAGCCAACUGAAACCAGAGGAUUAAUUUCCGGUUUGAUUCCAGGGAUGGAAUAUGUCUUCGAAAUCCAAGCUCAUACAAAAGUGGGACCUGGCAUAACAACAGUAUCUGAGGAAGCUACGCCGAUUUGGGACAAUCAGACGCUGUUGGCCGGCAACCUAGUCCCCCUGGUGCUGCUAGUAUUGGUUGUUGGCGUGGCCCUCUUCUGGAAACGAAGGCGGCUUGUCUUCUUUUCUAAAAAGACCAAACAUGGCAAGGCGGACACUAUGUCUGUUGCGGACUGCGAAGUGGUCACUAACCGUCCCGUGAAAUUGAAAGAUUUUGCCGAUCAUUACAGAAUUAUGUCUGCUGAUUCAGAUUUCCGCUUUUCUGAAGAGUUCGAACUUCUAAAGAACAUUGGUCGUGAUAAACCAUGCAACGCAGCAGAUCUCCCAGUAAAUCGUCCGAAGAAUCGAUUCACAAACAUAUUACCUUACGAUCACUCUAGAAUAAAAUUGAUGCCAACGGAUGAUGAAGAAGGAACAGAUUACAUUAACGCCAACUACAUUCCAGGUUACAACUCCCCAAGAGAAUUCAUCGUGACUCAAGGACCCCUACACAGCACUCGUGACGACCUCUGGAGAAUGAUAUGGGAGCAAAAUUGCAGAGCCAUUGUUAUGCUUACUCGUUGCAUAGAAAAGGGCCGAGAAGAGUGUGAUCAUUACUGGCCUUUUGAUAUGCAGCCUGUAUAUUACGGAGAUAUCCAAGUCAUUCUCCUUAAUGAGUCACAAUAUAGUCACUGGACCAUAUCUGAGUUCAAAGUUUCCAGGAAUGAGCAGUCUCGCAUACUUAAGCACUUCCAUUUCACAACGUGGCCUGACUUUGGAGUGCCUGAGCCUGCUCAAGUGCUGGUGAAAUUUGUGAGGACAUUCCGUGAGCGAAUCGGCUACGAUCCAAAACCCAUCGUCGUACACUGCAGGUAAGUUGUGAGGAACACU
Molecule: messenger RNA, 1635 nt
Organism: Parasteatoda tepidariorum (common house spider)
Lineage: Eukaryota; Metazoa; Arthropoda; Arachnida; Araneae; Theridiidae
Source: RefSeq, a predicted model, not a curated record